ACACAACAACCUUAUUAUCUAUCUCUCCAACUAACCAUGCAUCCAUCCUCUUUCUAGAUUUUGUUCCAUUCUUUUCAUCUCAUUUCCAUACGAUCGAUCGAUCAAUCAAUCCAGUUUAAUUUAAUUUAUAUGUUUCAAUUUUGUUGAAAAAGUUGCAUUCUAAUGGCGUCAACUUUAGCAGAAUCAUUAUUUGCCCCCGCCGUGACGACCUUUAGCAAUCCGAAACCUGCGGGAAGGGUUUGUUUCUCUUAUGCGGCGUAUGCGAAGAACAUCAUCGACCAUCUCAGGUCGUUGGAUAUUCCGGUCGAGGGAGGGCUUUCCGACGCUGAAAUCUCCGCCGUUGAAUCCAAUUUUGGUUUCAGUUUCCCGCCUGACCUCAGCUCGAUUCUCCGGGAAGGGCUCCCCGUGGGCCCCGGCUUCCCCAACUGGCGAUCGGCUUCGGCUCAGCAGCUUGAGGUUCAAACCAAUCUGCCGGUGUUAGGUUUGUGUAAGGAAAUUUCGCGGCGGAAGUUUUGGAUCGAUUCGUGGGGGAAACGGCCGGAGGAUAGCGAUAAGGCGGUGGUUUUGGCGAAGCGGUUUUUGAGGAUGGUGCCGAUUCUGGUACCGAUUUACCGGCAUUUCUACAUUCCUUCGGCUCCGUGUUUGGCGGGGAAUCCGGUAUUUUACGUGCAUGGCGGGGAGGUGAAGGUGUGGAGCUUCGACCUGGCCGGGUUUUUCCAACGCGUGGAGUUCACGCGCCGCGACGAGGCGGCUCUGCGGCUGCCCAGCCUCUCCAAUCUGCUGAACGCGCCGGCGUGGGCGGCCACGGAGGCGCGUAGGAUUGAGUUUUGGACGGAGCUGGUGGAGGCCGCCGCCGCCGCCUGCGGCGGCGGCGGCGGCGAUGGACCGCGGUGGUGGGGCGAGGACUUGGACGGGUGUUUGGAGGAGGUGGCGCGGCGUUUGCGAAACGGCGGGUGGAAGGAGGAGGACGUGAGGGAGAUGAUGAUGAUGGACGGCGGUGAUCAGGGCGAAGAUCUUGAUCAUGAUCAUGAUAAGAUGAACGGUGGGAUGAUCACUGACCGGGAAGGCGUGGCGUGGCGCGUGAGGUCGUUAUCUAAGACUUUAUUGCGUGCAGGGUGGAGCACAGAAGAUGUGGUGGACUCGCUUGGAUCGCCGGACGAUGAUUUCCCGGAUCUUCAACGAUCUUGCUUCGACUUUCAUUAUACAGCCGGCGGCGAUUUCGAUUAAAACAAUAUAACUUCCAAUCAACAAUAUAAUCAAUGCUCAGACAAACAAUUUAUGAUCCAAUUAGACUUUCUUCAUCUUCAAAUUACUUAAGCUAGUUGUCAUUUAGUAGAUAUUAUGAUACACAUAAAUUUGAAGAAAAGAAUAGAAUAUUAACUUCUUAUGAUUUUUUUUAAAAAAAUAUUCGUAUGUCAAUCUAAAUUGCUAUUAAAUUGUACAGUAAAAUUUAAUGAAAUAAACUUGAUCAAAAAUGUCCUUGCUUUGUCAA
Ipomoea triloba (trilobed morning glory) is the source of this 1492-nucleotide messenger RNA. RefSeq lists its product as uncharacterized. Bases 163 to 1227 code for a protein of 354 amino acids. The transcript has a single exon. Lineage: Eukaryota; Viridiplantae; Streptophyta; Magnoliopsida; Solanales; Convolvulaceae. The record is from RefSeq and is a predicted model, not a curated record.